This is a messenger RNA of Penicillium maclennaniae, 2142 nucleotides long. Its product is annotated as putative nuclear RNA binding protein. NCBI's taxonomy places the organism in Eukaryota, Fungi, Ascomycota, Eurotiomycetes, Eurotiales, Aspergillaceae. The record is from RefSeq and is a predicted model, not a curated record. The coding region runs from base 1 to 2142 and encodes 713 amino acids. The transcript has a single exon.
AUGGACGUUGACCGGAGCCCCGUGCAGCAACGCACCUCGCGCAAACACCUACGCAGCAGUUCCGACGACACCAACCUGACAUGGAGCUCAGACGAAUCCGGUCGCUUCGACGACGCAGACGAGCGUGGGUUGGAGGCCCUCAAGUCGCCAUCGGCCAAGUCAGCGAAGCGACGCCGCUCAAAUGACUGGCCGCUCCCGGACGAAGCCGCCGAUUACGGACAUCAUGAUCGUCGUGCGCGCAACGGAGGCGGUGGCUCAGGCGCCAAUCUCGCAACUGCAUACAAGUCAUCACCCCGGGCGUCACCGCGCGGUUCUUCGCGCGCAAGACACAGUACCGCGGCUUCCAACAGUCCGCGCAAUCUCCUUGGGCGACGGUCGCGCUUUGUUGAAGCGACUAUGGUUGACAGUGUCAGUGAGAAGCCGCCGAGUAUCUUCAUGCAAGAGAAGAAGCAGGCCGCUGCCCAGAACCGCGGAUCUGGAAUCUUUCGCUUCGGAAAGGCUAUCGCUUCGGCUUUCAAUCCGUUCGGCGGCUGGAACAAGAGCUCGCCGGAGAAUGUCCACAAGUCGCCUCAAAAAGACGCUCUUGUGCAGGCGGAGCAGGCCUAUGCGGAGCUCAAGAAGGCAGGGUAUCAGGGUACAAACAAGGGCGCUUACUUGGAGAGCGCCAAUGUUAAUCAGGCCCAUGCCGAUCAUGCCUGGCAGGAUGUCCAAGAAAAUACGCUCUCGGGAAACCCGACUUCCCAUUGCGGUGAGACCCACGGCUUGGGCACACCAUUACGCUCUCCACGGCGUUCCCCGACGAAGUCCUCGAAGCGCUCAUCCUUCCAAGACCUGCGGUCAAUAGGGUUUCCCUUUAUGAGGCCCUAUGAACAAGUUACAACCGCUCCACCCACAUACCAAGACCGUUCAUCCGAGGACCUCGAGCAGGGUGGGCUUCGAAGACAGAAGUCAAAGAAGGAAAUCAAUCGCCAGGCCAAGCUAGUCAAGAAGGUUAGCAAUCUUGAAGAUAAGCUGGACCGUGCUCGACGCGAGCUUCGUGAACUAAGCGGCAAUGAAGAGCGAGUGCCCGCUCCAAUUCCAGAGUCAACCGAGUCCUUGCACAUGCGUAUGGACAUGGAUCCUGGUAGCUAUCCUCGCAAGUUUGUCCCAGGUGCACUUCCCACACUGCCUUCGGAGCGACUGCUCGACCAACAAAACCCGAUAUCCAAGUCGCCUGAGCCCGACAUGAGCAGCAUCACAGCUUUGCCAUCAAUGGAGGGCCGAGGAAGCUUCUCACUCGAGGAACCAUUGAGAUCUCCGAGUUCAUCACCAACCAAGACCCCAAAGGGGCGGUCGAAAUCGCGACCAUCUUCCAUGGGUAAGGAAAACUCCUCCCGUAAGAGGAAGACCCCAGUUCCUGAACCUAUCGUUAGUCGGAACCCUAUUCAGCCCACUUCGACGGACUGCCACGACGACAUCCUCCAACCGCCCGAGCUUGAGCAGCUGAUUGACUUUGGCCUACUCAGCCCAACCCGACAGGCUAAGUGGCAGAAAUUCGACGCCGGCGACAGCCCCGGCUCCGUCGAACGCAAGCGAAACACCGGCGUCGACUACGGGGUGGCAGGCGAGAUAGACUCAAUGCACAAAAGAUCCUCAUCAAUUCAGCCCCGACCCUCACCUGGCCUCAAUGGCUCACCAAGCCCCAAGACCGGAAAAUCCCCACCCCCACUGCGUAUGCGCCGCGGCCAUUCGAACCUACGGUCCGUCUCGCCGACACAUAUCGUUCCGGGUUCGCGUGAAGUCUCGAGCGACUGCCUUUCGCCUUCGCCGCCUUUGGAAACUCACAAUACAUUCUAUCUUCAGCAGCAACGCUCCCUUGAUCCCGAUCGUACGUCUCGCUCUUCUUCUCCGACUAAGUCAACUAGCUCCCCGUCCAAGCCUGCCCAUACGCGCCGCCGGAGUCGUCAAGAGGAGGACAUUCCUCCCGUUCCACCUCUUCCCAAGGAGCUACUCAACGAUGCUGCAAAGGUAAUCAGAUCGCCGUCGAAGAAAGAAAAGUCGAGAAAUCGUGGCGCGUCUGUUCUCGAGCCGCGAUCCCCUUCGACUCAGAACAGACAGUCCGCCGUGCUUGAGGAGUAUCCGUGGCCUUCGGAUAUGUUCUGA